UGUUACCUUUCAGACAUCUUGCAUUAGGCAAUCUGAAAGAACAAAUUCUUUCUUACCAGUGUUAGCGUUUACAUUGUAUCGGUUGCUGUAGGGUUUCAUAUUGUGAUACAUUUAGCCUACACCGAAUGCACAUGAAGUUCUGAGCAGCUGUGUUGUGCUUGCGUGCAGAACCCUUUCAGCGGAUUGUCUUUCCCCGGGGCGUCCUGUAUUGUGCGUCAUUUUCGCUUCUACAUUUUUCCAUCGACUCAACAUGGCAACACCCGCCGCUGUUAAUCCGUCGGAGAUGGGCACGGAUCUUCCUGGGCCCGUGGCGAUGCCUGGCGCCGUGGUGGGGGCAGGGCAGGUGAGGAUGGCUGGUGCCAUGCCAGGGCGUGGUGGCAAGAGAAGAUCCGGCGGAAUGGAUUUUGCGGACGAUGAGGAUGGAGAAGGACCCAGCAAAUUUUCAAGGUAUGAUGAUGAUCAAAUUCCUGGUGAUAAGGAAAGAUAUGCCAGAGAGAACCACAGCGAGAUCGAGCGGCGGCGGCGGAACAAGAUGACCCAGUACAUCACCGAGCUGUCGGACAUGGUGCCCACCUGCAGCGCGCUGGCCCGCAAGCCCGACAAGCUGACCAUCCUUCGCAUGGCCGUGUCCCACAUGAAGUCCAUGAGGGGGACGGGGAACACCUCCACCGACGGCGCCUACAAGCCCUCCUUCCUGACUGAGCAGGAGCUGAAGCACCUGAUUUUGGAAGCGGCGGACGGCUUCCUGUUUGUGGUGGCAGCAGAGACGGGGAGGGUGAUCUACGUGUCGGACUCGGUCACCCCCGUGCUGAACCAGCCCCAGCAGGAGUGGUUCGGGAGCACGCUGUACGAGCAGGUCCACCCCGACGAUGUGGACAAGCUGAGGGAGCAGCUCAGCACCUCUGAGAACUCCAUGACAGGGCGAAUCCUGGACUUGAAGACGGGCACGGUGAAGAAGGAAGGUCAGCAGUCCUCUAUGAGAAUGUGCAUGGGCUCCAGGCGUUCCUUCAUCUGCAGGAUGAGGUGUGGGAGUGCUCCUUUAGAUCAUAUCUCAUUAAAUCGUCUGUCCAACAUGAGGAAGAGAUACAGGAACGGCCUGGGACCGUCCAAAGAGGGGGAGGCGCAGUACUCGGUGGUGCACUGUACCGGAUACAUCAAAGCCUGGCCUCCUGCAGGCAUGACAAUACCAGAAGAGGAUUCUGAAGCAGGCCAGACCAGCAAGUACUGUCUGGUUGCGAUCGGGAGGCUCCAGGUCACCAGCUGCCCGGUCUCCAUGGACAUGAAUGGGCUGUCGGUCCCCACUGAGUUCCUCUCGCGCCACAACUCGGAUGGCGUCAUCACCUUUGUCGACCCCCGCUGCAUCAACGUGAUUGGAUACCAGCCCCAGGACCUGCUGGGGAAAGACAUCCUGGAGUUCUGCCACCCGGAGGACCAGAGUCACCUGCGCGAGAGUUUUCAACAGGUGGUGAAGCUGAAGGGCCAGGUGCUAUCAGUCAUGUACCGAUUCCGUAUGAAGAACAGGGAGUGGAUGCUCCUCCGAACCAGCAGCUUCACCUUCCAGAACCCCUACUCUGACGAAAUUGAGUACAUCAUCUGCACCAACACCAAUGUCAAGCAACUGCAGCAGCAGCAGCAGGCCGAACUGGAGGUCCACCAGAGAGAUGCCCUGUCCGCCUAUGACCUCUCCCAGGUUCCCGUCCCCAGUGUGGCUGGCACCGUGCACGAAGCAGGGAAGUCCAUUGACAAACCAGAGGCCAUGUUCUCCCAGGAGAGGGACCCGCGCUUUGCAGACAUGUAUGCUGGGAUUUCAGGGUCCGAUAAGAAGAUGAUGGUACCAUCCUCCACAGCGAGUGGGCAGCAGCUUUACUCUCAGGGUAGCCCUUUCCAGCCAGGGCAUUCUGGGAAGAGCUUCAGCUCCUCCGUGAUUCACGUUCCGGGAGUCAACGACAUCCAGCCAUCGGCCUCCGCAGGACAGAACCUUGCCCAGAUCUCCCGGCAGCUGAAUCCCGGCCAGGUGGCUUGGACAGGGAGCCGGCCUCCGUUUUCCGGCCAGCAAAUAGCCUCCCAGUCCAGCAAGGCCCAGUCGUCUCCGUUUGGCAUCAGCUCAAGUCACAGCUACCAAGCGGACCCGUCCUCCUACAGCCCCCUCUCCAGCCCCGCCACCUCCUCCCCCAGCGGGAACGCCUACUCCGGCCUGGCCAAUCGCAACGCGGCCUUCGAUGUUGCAGCUGAAGGUGGACAGAGUGGGGGCCAGUUCCAGGGCCGGCCCUCAGAGGUGUGGUCGCAAUGGCAGAGCCAGCACCACGGCCAGCAGGGCAGCGAUCAGCACACUCACCCCCAGCCCAGCACAACUGAGGUCUUUCAGGACAUGUUGCCGAUGGCAGGAGAUCCGACGCAGGGCACGGCCAAUUACAACAUCGAGGAUUUCGCUGACUUGGGCAUGUUCCCGCCGUUCUCCGAGUAACGGCCCGGCUGAGGCGGAAGGGAGCCAGGAACUUAGCAGCAACAUCAUCGUUUUUUUUUUCCGCCCAGGCGAACACCAGAGUGCACCGAAUGUCAGGAAACACCCAUGGUAAACGGGAGGUAAUUCAGGGCAUCGAAACAAAUGCGUUUCCCGUGGGUAUUUUAACAAGAACGCGCAUGUACGUCACCUCUUCCUAAGAAAGACUGCUCUCCAGCAAAUUGGCGUUCCACCAGGAUAAAGCGGUCUCAUUUUUAAUCCGCACGUGACAUCAUAUUCCGCUGAAUCUUGUUUGAGUUCCAGUGGGAGUUUAGACUCCUCCAGUUUCCUCCUCCUUACAGCUUUGCCAAACUGCAUUAGGUCAAGUGAGGCCAAACAGUCUGACAUACUUUUUCUGCUACUUGCCAGCUUUACAUUAAGCUUGCUGUGUGAAAUAUUGUAUUUGUGGCGCUCUCCAUAAUUUAGGUAAACUAAUUCAAGCAUUGAAGGAUGCAGUUGGAUUGGUGGGAAAAAAAGUAACAGAAAACUAACUGACAUUUUUAAAUAUUUUGCUUAUAUCAAGGUGAAGCUUAAAGUGCACUUCAUAAAGCUAAUAUCACCAGCCUCCAGGCCUUUUCAAGGGAAAAAAAUAAUGUGUCACGCAGUUAAAGCACUGCCCAGUGUAUUUUGUGUCCUUGGGGUAGUCACAUUUCUUUGUUACGCUAUCUAAUCUUUGUUUAAAGGAAAAAAAGUAAUUUAUAGUUGGGAUAUUUUACACAAAAAAUGUGUAUCAUGUGUAGCAUUGAAGGAGAGAAG
Megalops cyprinoides (Indo-Pacific tarpon) is the source of this 3256-nucleotide messenger RNA. RefSeq names its product aryl-hydrocarbon receptor nuclear translocator 2 (gene arnt2). The record is from RefSeq and is a predicted model, not a curated record. Gene Ontology annotation, molecular function: protein dimerization activity; DNA-binding transcription factor activity, RNA polymerase II-specific; RNA polymerase II cis-regulatory region sequence-specific DNA binding. Gene Ontology annotation, cellular component: transcription regulator complex; aryl hydrocarbon receptor complex; nucleus. Lineage: Eukaryota; Metazoa; Chordata; Actinopteri; Elopiformes; Megalopidae. Bases 251 to 2464 code for a protein of 737 amino acids. The transcript is spliced from 20 exons. Gene Ontology annotation, biological process: regulation of transcription by RNA polymerase II.